Messenger RNA from Pyrus x bretschneideri (Chinese white pear), 1518 nucleotides. RefSeq names its product putative RING-H2 finger protein ATL21B. The record is from RefSeq and is a predicted model, not a curated record. NCBI's taxonomy places the organism in Eukaryota, Viridiplantae, Streptophyta, Magnoliopsida, Rosales, Rosaceae. Bases 78 to 1178 code for a protein of 366 amino acids. Gene Ontology annotation, molecular function: polysaccharide binding. The transcript is spliced from 2 exons.
UUUUUAAAUUGGAAGUGUACGGCAACUGUGCCUGCCCAGCUAUCCAUUUUCAAGCAUAAGCUUUUCUCCAUCAAAAAAUGAAUAUUCCCAGACCAAUCUUCUCCUUCUUCAUCCUCUUCUUCUUCUUCUUCUUCUUCUUGUCAAGCAGCUUAGAAAAUUGCAUGUUGGAUGAUAUCUGCGGCGAUGGCGAGCCGGCCAUCCAAUUCCCGUUUGGGAUACAAAAAAACCAGCCAGAGUCGUGCUCCUAUCCCGGUUUUGAACUGUCCUGUGACAGCAGCAACCAUACAAUCCUCACCCUUCCUUAUUCCGGGCAGUUCGCUGUCCAGGGUAUAGACUAUGCCGAACAACAAAUAUGGAUUAACGAUCCAAACAGCUGCCUCGCACAACGAGUUUUUUCCCUCAAUCUCUCAGGCUCUCCAUUUUAUGGCGUGACAAACGAAAGCUUUACGUUCUUCAAUUGCUCGUUGGAUUAUUUGAAAUACGGAUUAUUAAACCCUAUUGCUUGCAUGAGCGGCUCUACGUACACAGUUUUUGCCACCACUUCUUCUAGGGUGAUUAGUUUCUUGGCGUCUACAUCGACAUGCACUCAAAUCGGUACGUUUGUUGUUCCGGUUGAGUUUCCGUUGUACACGGAGGUUGUGUCGUCAGACCUCAAUGGCUAUCUCCGGCUCGCGUGGGACAGGCCAGGGUGCGGCCGUUGUGCCGCACGUGGUGGCCGGUGUGGGUUUGAGAGUAAUUCUAGUCGUCAAGUUGUUUGCUCAAGACUUCCUCAGCGAGGAAUCCCAAGGGGCGCACGCUAUGCUAUUACUGUUGGAGUUGGAGUGCCAGCAAUCUUGUGCGUUUUGGGGGUUUUAUGCUGCGUCUUUGGCAAGGUCAAGUCGUUAACAAGGGGCCGUAGAACUCUGCCUGAGUUUAAUUCCGUAGUGGCUCCGCAGCCCACCAUCGUCAGGGGUCUCGAUAGGCCGAGCCUCGAGGCCUACCCAAAAAUAGUCCUUGGAGAAAGCCGGCGCUUACCAAAGCCCGAUGACAACACGUGCUCGAUAUGCUUGUCCGAGUACCGGCCCAAGGAGACAUUGAAGACCAUCCCCCUAUGCCAGCAUUGCUUCCAUGCUGAUUGCAUCGAUGAAUGGCUUCAAAUGAAUGCGACUUGCCCUAUUUGCCGGAAUUCUCCACCGUGAUACAUGACAUCUUAAUGCAUGUGCCAUCACAUUUUUUCUGGAAAAUCUUUCGCCCUUUCUCACCAACAAUUUGUACAUAUUUUCUGUUUUCUUUUUUCUCUGUUUCUUUCGGGUCAGGCAAGUGAUCCAGCGAGCGGAUUUGCCACUGUCGAACGGUUCUGACUUCCAAGGGGCACCCAUUCCCGGUGACAGAAAGCGCGAAUCUGACCCUGAAGGUUCAGGCACACCAAAGAAGCCUAAAACUUGAAGUUCAAGCUCUUUUCUUUCUUGUUUUUAUGAAUUUAUUUACCCCUGUAAGAACUGUUUUGAGAUUUAAAGAACUUCAGAGAAAAUUUUCAAA